Molecule: messenger RNA, 2580 nt
Organism: Phragmites australis (common reed)
Lineage: Eukaryota; Viridiplantae; Streptophyta; Magnoliopsida; Poales; Poaceae
Product: probable L-type lectin-domain containing receptor kinase S.5
Exons: 2
Coding region: 133-2289 (718 amino acids)
Biological process (GO): protein phosphorylation
Cellular component (GO): plasma membrane
Molecular function (GO): ATP binding; protein kinase activity; carbohydrate binding
Source: RefSeq, a predicted model, not a curated record
UCUCACAGGUCACCAGGAAAGCGAGUGUGUGUGGUGGGGGGAGGGGGUGUGCAGUCUCCACAGGCAACGCACGGACACGAACAGUGGGGGUCUCGGCCUCUCGAGCCGGCAGCUCGGCAUUGCUCGCCAAUAAUGGCCGUCCGUUUCCUCGUAUCCCUCCUCCUCUUAGGCGCCGCCGCCUCCUCCUCCUCUACUUCGCUCGCCACCAAUUCCACCGCAGCUCCCGGGGUUGGCGGCGACAACGUCACCACGUUCAGCUUCACCGGCUUCUACAGUGCGUUCCGCGGCGCCAACGUGACGGUGCUCGGCGACGCCAACAUUGACCAGGGCGCGCUGCAGAUCACGCCCGACUCGCUCAACGACGCCGCCACCUACCUCACCAACAAGUCCGGCCGCGUCCUUUACGCCAACGCGUUCAGGCUCUGGGAUGGUAAGGACAACGCUACCGGCUACAAGAAGGUCGCGUCCUUCAGCACCGUAUUCACCGUCAACGUCUUCCGGCCGAUCGGCACGGAGCCGGCGGAGGGGUUCGCGUUUGUCAUCGCUCCGAACGCGGACGAGCCGCCCGCCGGGAGCUACGGCGGGUACCUCGGCCUCACCAACGCCGCUACCGACGGCAAUGCCACCAACCAAAUCGUCGCCGUCGAGCUGGACACCGAGAAGCAGCCGUACGACCCGGACGACAACCACGUCGGGCUCAACGUGAACAGCGUCGUCUCCGUCGCCAACACCUCGCUCAAGCCGCUCGGCAUCGAGAUCUCGCCUGUCGACGCCGUCAAGUACAAUGUCUGGAUCGACUAUGACGGCGUCGCCCGCCGCAUUGCGGUGUACAUGGCCGUCGCCGGGAAGGCGAAGCCCGGGCGGGAGGUUCUCGCCGCGCCGCUGGACCUCGGGGAGACCGUGGCCGAGAGGUCCUACUUCGGGUUCUCGGCGUCGACGGGGCGCAAGUACCAGCUCAACUGCGUCCUUGCGUGGAACAUGACGGUGGAGAAGCUCCCCUUCGACGACGACAAGGGCAAGAAGAGCCUCGUGCUCGGACUGGCCAUCGGAGUGCCCGUGGGGCUGCUCGCGCUGGUCGCAGCGGCCAUACUUGCGUACGUGUAUGUGGUGAAGCGGCGGAAGAUGCACGGCGACGACGGCAGCGCCAUCACCGGGACGAUGAUCCGGAGCCUCGCCGGCGGGCCGCGGGAGUUCGAGUACCGCGAGCUGCGCAAGGCGACCAAUAACUUCGACGAGAAGAUGAAGCUGGGUCAGGGCGGGUACGGGGUGGUGUACAGGGGCGUGGUGGUCGGCGACCACACCAGCCCCGGCGGCGCCGGGAGCACGGUGGAGGUGGCCGUCAAGAAGUUCUCGCGGGCGAGCACGCAGGGCCAGAACGACUUCCUCGCCGAGCUCUGCAUCAUCAACCGCCUCCGCCACAAGCACCUCGUCCGCCUCGUCGGGUGGAGCCACGACAACGGCGAGCUGCUGCUGGUGUACGAGUUCAUGCCGAACGGCAGCCUGGACCAGCACCUGUUCAGCUCAGCGCCGGGGCGGCCGCUGCUUGGGUGGGAGCUCCGGUACAACAUCGUCAAGGGCGUGGCGUCGGCGCUGCACUACCUGCACGACGAGUACGACCAGCGGGUGGUGCACCGCGACCUCAAGGCCUCCAACAUUAUGCUCGACGCCGCCUUCAGCGCGCGCCUCGGCGACUUCGGCCUCGCGCGCGCCAUCGAGACCGACAAGACCUCCUACAUGGAGGAGGUCGGCGGCGGUGUCCACGGCACCGUGGGGUACAUCGCGCCCGAGUGCUUCCACACCGAGAAGGCCACGCGCGAGUCCGACGUCUACGCCUUCGGCGCCGUCGUCCUCGAGGUGGUCUGCGGCCGCCGCCCGCGCUGCGACAUCGACGGCUUCCACUUCCUGGUGGACUGGGUGUGGCGCCUGCACCGCGACGGCCGCGCGCUGGAGGCAGUCGACCCGCGGCUCGAGGGCGCGUUCGACAGGGACCAGGCGGAGGGGCUGCUCCUGCUGGGGCUCGCGUGCAGCCACCCGACCCCGGCCGAGCGCCCCAAGACGCCGGCCAUCCAGCAGAUCCUGCUCGGCUCCGUGCCGCCGCCGGCGGUGCCGCCGUUCAAGCCGUCCUUCGUGUGGCCGGCGACCGACGGCGGCCUGGACACGAUGACGACCACGGCGGGCACGUCGUCGAGUCAGCUCAGCUUGACGUCGGCGUCGACGUGGAGUGGCAACUUCAUGCGCGGUAGCCUGAGCCACGCGCUCCAGCAAAGCGCCUCCGAUUCCUUGCCGUGACGGAUCAAUCCAUAGUUUCAUCAUACGCAAGCUGUUUCACAAGCUGGACUCGUCACGGUCACCGUGGAGGUUAAUUGUCCAAAGCAGAGUGAUCUGCACGAUGGCAAGAAGAUCAAGUGGAAGAAAGGAGGAUGAAGUAGUAAUACGGCUGUUCGUGUGGACAUAACUGUCAUCUUAUGCUUUGCUCUCAUUUGUUACCUUUUUGCUUUGUUGAUUUUUUCUCUGUAAUUAUCUUUCUUAUAUUUUGUAAUGUCAUUACUUGGCAACGAAGCCUCAGGAGUGAGUUGGCCA